CCUAAACAACCUUUCUCGGGCCUGCAGAUCCGGUAAAAAGGGGAACGAACAGGCGGGGGUGGCCCCGCAAGGGCGCGCUAGUGAUUGGUGCCCUCAUCGCCAAUGCCUCGUCCUAAAGCGGCACCGAAUAUGGGAUCGUUGCUUGGGACCCCCCAACGCUUUAGCCCUUUGGUUACACUGUGUCUUGGGUUACACCGCGUUGUCAUGGGGCGCGCCCAACGGGGCCGCGGCGACGAGUUGAAAAAGAGACGACGGCCCGGCGUGAACCAGCAGCAGCGGCAGUCUGGUCAGCCACAGCACGACCACGUCCACACAAGCUCGCCGUCAAAGCUCACCAUGUACUCGUCCGUCUUUGCCGCGGCCGCGGCCGCUGUCGUGCUGUCUCGGGCGCAGGUGGCGCUGGGUCGGGUCCCGUCCCAGGCCCAGCUCAUCGACCAGAAGAGCUUCAACAACCUUCCGUCCGUGCCGCCGCCUGCCGUCUUCAACAUCUCCGGUGCCUUCACGCCUCCCGGCACCACGGUUGAGUCUCUGUCCAACAAGCCAUUCCACGUCUAUGACAAGGAAUUCCUCAAAGUCAUUGGGUCAAACCCAACCCUGACGCUGAUUGGGCAAACCGCCUCGGACCCCAUUUUCCACGAGGCUGUUGUAUGGAGCCCCAAGACCGAGGAGGUUUUCUUUGCGCAAAACGCAGGCGCACCUGCUGCAGGAACCGGCCUGAAUAAGUCCGCCAUUGUUCAAAAGAUCUCCCUCGCCCAGGCCGCGGCUGUGUCGGGCCAGAGGAACGCAACGGGCAAGGUUGAGAUCACGACCGUGGACGCGAAGCCCACCAUCAUCAACGCCAACGGCGGCACCAACUACCGAGGCAAAAUUGUCUUUGCUGGCGAGGGUAUGGGAGAGAACAUCCCUUCGACCCUGUUCGUCAUGGAUCCUGUCGCUCCGUAUAACACGACAGUCCUUCUCAACAACUUCUAUGGACGUCAGUUCAGCUCCCUCAAUGACGUUGCCGUCAACCCUCGCAACCGGGACCUCUACUUCACCGACGUUCUGUACGGAUUCUGGCAGAACUUCAGACCGGCCCCCGGCCUUCCGAACCAGGUCUACCGCUAUGAUGAUAGCACUGGCGCCGUGUCCGUUGUGGCCGAUGGUUUUGACGCUCCAAAUGGUCUUGUGUUUUCCCCCGAUGGGAAGCGUGCCUACGUCACCGACACUGGCCUCAGCCAUGGAGUUCUCGGGCUUAACCUUUCAAGGCCAGCCACCAUCUAUCGAUUCGAUGUUGAGGCCGAUGGAACAUGGGGCAACCGCAAGACGUUUGCCUAUGCCAGCAGCGGGGUCCCUGAUGGCGUUCACUGCGAUGCCAAGGGGAACGUUUACGCUGGCGUUGGAGACGGCGUCCACGUCUGGAACCCCUCGGGCAAGCUGAUUGGCAAAAUCUUCAUUGGGACCGGUGUGGCCAACUUUGCCUUUGCCGGGAAGGGAAGGAUGGUCAUCUGCGCCGAGACGAAGCUGUUCUAUGCCACGCUCGGCGCUGAGGGGGCCGUGAUUCCCAGCGAGAUGUGAAAGCUCAACGAAAGUAGCCUGAUUGGGCGGCACAAGGUCUUGGGCGUUGCUCCAGCCUUGCAUCCGUGCAACGGCAUCAUACCCGAUUUAUAAAUGCUAAUAUGCACAACAGCUCUUAUAAGACACUAUUGAUACCAUUCCGGCUCGCUUCUAGGAUAUUCUACAUUCUACAAUGGAAUAGAGAAACCCGUGCAAAAGCCGGAACAGGGUCUGAAG
Molecule: messenger RNA, 1773 nt
Organism: Gaeumannomyces tritici R3-111a-1
Lineage: Eukaryota; Fungi; Ascomycota; Sordariomycetes; Magnaporthales; Magnaporthaceae
Product: levo-lactonase
Exons: 8
Coding region: 103-1557 (484 amino acids)
Source: RefSeq, a predicted model, not a curated record